This is a messenger RNA of Varanus komodoensis (Komodo dragon), 1644 nucleotides long. Its product is annotated as cytochrome P450 2F5-like. Gene Ontology annotation, molecular function: iron ion binding; oxidoreductase activity, acting on paired donors, with incorporation or reduction of molecular oxygen, reduced flavin or flavoprotein as one donor, and incorporation of one atom of oxygen; heme binding. The transcript has 9 exons. Gene Ontology annotation, biological process: xenobiotic metabolic process. The record is from RefSeq and is a predicted model, not a curated record. NCBI's taxonomy places the organism in Eukaryota, Metazoa, Chordata, Lepidosauria, Squamata, Varanidae. Gene Ontology annotation, cellular component: cytoplasm; intracellular membrane-bounded organelle. Bases 1 to 1518 code for a protein of 505 amino acids.
AUGGACCUCGGCGCGGCUGCCCCCCUGGCCUUGCUCCUGCUGGCCUGCCUGGCCUGCCUGGCGUUGUACCUCAAUGGGAAGCAGGGCGGGAGGGGCGGGAAGGGCAGGCUGCCGCCCGGCCCCACACCACUGCCGCUGCUGGGCAACCUCCUACAGCUGGACCCCAACGAAAUGCACCGAUCUCUGGAGAAGCUCGGCGAGAGGUUCGGGCCGGUCUACACCGUCCACCUGGGCUCGCUGCCCUGCGUGGUCCUCUGCGGCUACCAGGCGGUGCGGGAGGCCCUGGUGGAGCAGGCGGACGACUUCAGCGGCCGCGGGGACUUCCCCGUGGGAACGAAGGCGGGCGGGGGCCUGAGGAGGGUCUCUCCUUCCGGAGGCAUCGCCUUCUCCAACGGGGAGAAGUGGAAGACGCUGCGCCGCUUUGCGCUGCACGCGCUGAAGAACUUCGGGAUGGGGAGGAGAAGCAUCGAGGUCCGGAUCCAGGAGGAGGCCCAGUGCCUGGUCCAGGAGUUCCGGAAGACUGGGGGGGCACCCUUCAACCCCCUGGACCUCGUCUGCCGCGCCGUCUCCAACGUCAUCUGUGCCGUGGUGUUCGGCCGCCGCUUCGACUACGAGGACGCCGCCUUCCUCGUCCUGCUCAACCACCUGAACGACAACUUCAGGAUCAUGAGCUCCGCCUGGGGAGAGCUCUACAACAUUUUCCCGCGCCUCAUGGACUUCUUGCCGGGGCCUCAUCACCAGAUCUUCCGGAACUUCGAGAAACUGCGCCAGUUCAUCGCUGAGCGCAUCCGCCAGCACCAGAGGGACCUGAACCCCCGCGAGCCGCAGGACUUCAUCGACUGCUUCCUCGUCCGCAUGGAGCAGGAGAAGCAGGACCCCCUGAGCCACUUCCACAUGGAGACCCUGGUGAUGACCACCCACAACCUGUUCUUCGGGGGCACCGAGACGACCAGCACCACCCUGCGCUACAGUUUCCUGAUCCUCAUGAAACACCCCGAGGUGGCAGCUCGAGUCCACGAGGAGAUCGACCGCGUGAUCGGGCCCGAGCGCACGCCCUGCCUGGCCGACCGCAAGCACAUGCCGUACACGGACGCCGUGCUCUACGAGGUCCAGCGCUUCAUCUCCAUCCUGCCCAUGGGGCUGCCCCGUGCCGUGACGCGGGACACCCCCUUCAGGGGCUACCUGCUGCCCAAGGGCACCAACGUCAUCCCCUUACUGAGCUCCGUCCACUACGAUCCCAGCCAGUUCAAGGAUCCGACUUCCUUCAACCCAGCCAACUUCCUGGGCGAAAACAACGAGUUCCGAAGCAGCGAUGCUUUCAUGCCCUUCGCCCCAGGGAAGCGCAUCUGCCUGGGAGCCGGCCUGGCCCGCAUGGAGCUCUUCCUCUUCCUCGUCACCAUCCUGCAGCGCUUCACGCUGCGGCCGCUGGUCAGCCCCGCGGAGAUUGACCUGACCCCGCAGAGCACCGGCCUGGGCAACGUGCCGCGCCCGUUCCAGCUCCGGCUCCUUCCCCGCUAGCGCUCGCCAGCCCAGCAGCCCCUGGCUGGGACCCUGCCUCACCGCCCCUCCGGCCAGCAGCGCUCCCGGCGCUCGGCGGGGUGUCCCGCCCGCCCGCCCGCCGGCCUGCCGCCCGCCCAGCCCCAC